Molecule: messenger RNA, 597 nt
Organism: Paramormyrops kingsleyae
Lineage: Eukaryota; Metazoa; Chordata; Actinopteri; Osteoglossiformes; Mormyridae
Gene: coxfa4a
Product: NDUFA4 mitochondrial complex associated a
Cellular component (GO): respiratory chain complex IV
Source: RefSeq, a predicted model, not a curated record
CCCCGUGUCUGUCCGUAUAACUAGACACACUUGUUUCUUUCUGCCGAGGCCUUCCUUGAGUUGGUUGUCAGUCUAAAUUUCGGAAGUGCGAUCCUUAUAUCACCGUGAAAAUGUCUCUCUUAGGUGUAGUUGGUCGCCAGAUGAGAAAUCACCCAGCUCUGAUCCCGCUUUUUAUGUUCAUCGGGGGCGGGACCACAAUGUCCCUCCUGUAUCUUGCCCGUCUUGCCCUGCGCAACCCUGAUGUCUGUUGGGACCGCAAGAACAAUCCGGAACCCUGGAACAAGCUGGGCCCCACUGAUCAGUACAAGUUCUACACUGUGAGUAUAGAUUACAGCAAGCUGAAGAAGAACGGCCCUGACUUCUAAGCGUGGCCCGUUCCUAACCCUACGUGCGGAAGGACCACUGAUGCUUGGAGAAGCCGAUCCGCACAAUAACCAGCAUUAGUCAACCCAAUGGAUGCAAGAAGCAGACCGCACAGUUCACCCUUGGUCUUAUCCCCGGUUUGGAAUGCUAAAUGGUGUCAUUUUUGACCCACUGGUGUUUUUCUACCUUUAUUUAUGGGUGUCUAGCAAUAAAAUAAAAUGGACAUCCGCCUAA